Messenger RNA from Prunus avium (sweet cherry), 2125 nucleotides. RefSeq lists its product as uncharacterized. Gene Ontology annotation, cellular component: cortical microtubule. Lineage: Eukaryota; Viridiplantae; Streptophyta; Magnoliopsida; Rosales; Rosaceae. Gene Ontology annotation, biological process: cortical microtubule organization. The record is from RefSeq and is a predicted model, not a curated record.
UUUGUUUUUGUUUCAAAAAUCUGAAUGCUUCCAAAACAGAGAAGGCGACUCACUGGCUAUGUCAUUCUUGUCAAAGCAAUCACAAAAUAAUACAAAAACCAGCACCUGAACUUCAGCUAAAAAAACUCACCCUGUCUCUCCCAAGCUCCUCAAUUUCUCUCUUCUUCUUCUACUCUCUCUACCCUGCAAUCUUUGUGUUACUGAGCUACAGAGACGACCAUGGAAGUGAGCGUGGAGUCGAGGGCACGAGAACGAAGCUUCGGGAAGGUGGUGAAUGUGAAUGACAGAGAUGAAGAGCUCGCUUUGUUUCUCGAGAUGCGAAGGCGCGAGAAGGACAAGGAAAAAAAUACCAACUUUCUCCUCCUUCCUAACAAGAACGCUGAUGAGCUCGAUGCUAUUGCUGCGCCUCUUGAUUCUGAUAACCGUGGAGGUUCAGAGGUUUCUAGGAUUGUUGGACCUGUGGCGCCGCAGAGAAAGAGCCGAGUGGAUGAGUUUUUGAAUUCGGAGAAUGAGAAAUCUGAUUACGAUUGGCUUCUUACACCCCCUGCUACCCCACUUUUUCCAUCCUUGGAUUCGGAAGCACUGAAAACUGCGAUCAGUCAGACUGAGGUUCCUAAUGACCAUGUAUCCGCUCCGAAAUCUAGGCUAGCAAACAUCAAACCAGAACCUACUUCAAGGGGCAAUAUAGCAUCUAAGCAUCCAACAUUGACAUCUGGUCUGAAUUCUUCCAGUAUUGGUAACAGAAGGCCCUCAUCAUCUGGAGGGCCAGCAGCUGCUCCUCGUAGAUCUGCUACACCAACUGGACGGUCCUCAUUACCUUCAUCAACCAAGCCCUCAAGAUCCUCCACCCCAAAUUCACGAGCCACCUUAUCAUCCGUUAAGCCCAUGGCUCCUACAGUGAGGUCUUCAACUCCUUCUAGGUCCAUUGCUCGUUCUUCUACACCAACUGCCAGACCUUCUGUACCAGCUUCCAAGUCAACAUCAAGAUCAGUAACACCAACCCAUCGACCAAGUUCAUCAAUCGCACCUACCCUAUCUGCUCCCCCUGGUCGAUCUUCUUCAGCAACAAAGCUACGUCCCACAAGUUCAAAAAAUCCCGUGCCAUCACGUGGAAGUUCCCCAACAGUAAAACCUAGGCCUGUGAAAUCAUCUGAGAUGCCUGGUUUCUCACUUGAUGCUCCACCAAAUUUAAGAACAUCACUGCCACAAAGGCCAGCUUCAGCCUCUAGGGAUCGGCCUGGACCACCAAGUUUUAGGUCAUCUUCUGUUAUAGCUGGUAAUUCUAAUGGAAAACCAAGACAGCCAUCACCUUCUAGUGGACGGGCUUCAUAUGGUAGUGCCACUCCUAACGGGAACUCUCAUCGAGUCAUAAGCAGACCAUCUUCCAAAGACAGUGAUGAUGUAAACCCUGUACUUAUUGGAACACAAAUGGUUGAGAGAGUAGUAAACUCGAGGAAACUGGCACCACCUAAGCAAUAUGACCACCACACUACUCAGAACAGUUCUGCUGGGAAGUCUCUGUCCUCUGAAAGCUCUGGCUUUGGAAGAAACCUUUCAAAGAAGUCCUUUGAUAUGGCUAUGAGGCACAUGGAUAUAAGGCGAAGCAUGACAGGUAAUCUGCGGCCAGUUUUGACGAAUGUUCCGGCUUCCUCUGUGUACAGUGUCAGAACGAGACCAGCAAAAAGCAAAACUACUAGUGCUAUGGACUCUCCUCUUGCUACUUGCAGCAAUGCCAGCUCCGAACCAAGUGUCAACAAUAUUCCUGUUAGUUUAGAGGGGUGUGAAAUUGAAGAUGUUGAUCUUGGAAGUGAGGGAGGAAACUCCUCCCCUGCAAGCCACCAAGGUAGGUGACCACUGAUAGGACCAUCGACCCCGGAUUAUUGGUUUCGCAUCCAUCCUCGUCAUUCUCCCAUCAUUAUUAUUUUACAUGGGGGCCUACCUAGCACUAUAUUUAAGCUACAACUCAUCCCCGAAAGGAGCUGAUGGUAGAAGGCACACUAUAAUACUGUAAAUGUUAGAGAAAGUUUGUGAGUGCAUGUUUAUUCUGAACAUCCUUGCUAUGCUAGUCGAACAAAAUAUCAGGCGCCUUUGAUGAACCACAUUCUCUGUCAUCAGUUAGGUUACU